Molecule: messenger RNA, 685 nt
Organism: Urocitellus parryii (Arctic ground squirrel)
Lineage: Eukaryota; Metazoa; Chordata; Mammalia; Rodentia; Sciuridae
Gene: Ang
Product: angiogenin
Biological process (GO): innate immune response; defense response to Gram-positive bacterium; antimicrobial humoral immune response mediated by antimicrobial peptide
Molecular function (GO): RNA nuclease activity; nucleic acid binding
Source: RefSeq, a predicted model, not a curated record
CUGGAACUCCUCUCCAGGAAGAACAGCCAGAUCCAUCUCUAGUUGGAGGGAAACUGCCAGAUUUUUGUAAGAUUCUUCCUCCUGGGAACCUCUGUUGGAAGCGAUGGUGCUGGGCCUAGGCCCUUUAUUGUUGGUCUUCAUGCUGGGUCUGGUUGUGACCCCACCGACCCUGGCUCAGGAUAACUCCAGGUACAAACACUUCCUGACCCAGCACUAUGAUGCCAAACCAAAGGGACGGAAUGACAGAUACUGUGAAAGCAUGAUGGAGAGACGAGAGCUGACCUCACCUUGCAAAGACACCAACACCUUUAUUCAUGGCAACAAGGGCAACAUCAAGGCCAUCUGUGGAAAUAGAAAUGGAAACCCUCACGGAGAAAACUUAAGAAUAAGCAAGUCUCCUUUCCAAGUCACCACUUGCAAGCAUGCAGGAGGGUCCCCUCGGCCUCCAUGCCGGUACCGGGCUACAGCAGGGUUCAGACACAUUGUUAUUGCCUGUGAAAAUGGCUUACCUGUCCACUUUGAUGAGUCCUUUUUCCGUCUAUAACCAGCAGRCCACUGCUGGCCACUGGCCCUGAGCUGGUUUUGCUUUCCUUUCCUUGAGCUUCCCCUCUAUACUUCAGAAYAGUGACAGCAGUAUUCACUUCCAGGCGCCCAGAAAAUAAGCCAUCUGCAUCUUUUGUGUUUU